UCUGUACUCCCACUCUAAACCGGGAGGGUGGAGAACACAUACACCAUGACCCGGGAUAACUCCCAUUAUCCUUUCCAAGAUAUCCAACAUCCACACGCACACGAUGUCUUGUGCGGACGUGGUGGCGGGACGAACAAUCACGUGGGGAACCUGCAUUGGCGCAUGCUGGUGGCGGCGAACAAGGAACUCUACGUUUCUCUCCCCAAGCGGCAAAAAAUGCUAUUGAGCAAGUCCGUCGUCAACGCCGUGCGCAAUCAAGAUCCUCCCGGGCGCUUUUUACAGAAGGAUGCGAACACAAAUCUAUGGUCCGAUAUUGGAGACCAAAAGGCUAGCGAAAAGACCAGUCAGGCACUGCGGGAAGGCGCCCCGCAGAUAAAGGGUAAAACACAAUCCGAAGAAGAGGACAGCAGUACCACAAGCGCACAGUCAAAGGCCGCAGCCAGCAAGCCUCCUACUUCGAUGCCAGAAAAGACUGGUGCGUCCGAGUCGACGGACACCGAGUCGAGCGUUUUCUCGUAUUCAACACAAACUUUCGUGCCACCCAGGCAUUGCUUCCCUGAACCACUCCAGACUACUUACCCCACAGCUUUAUCAGUACCAAUCCCCUCUGGCUUGGACUCGAGACGCGGAACGUAUUUUCCGCCGCAUUCUGGACCAAAUGAACACGUGGCGGCGGAACCCGCUACGGGCGCAAUUAACCGAGUCACGCUGCCCCAGACGACUUUGCCUGGUUACGCAGCCGAACCACCGCCCCAACUUCAAACCGAUGGCGGGUUCAGUUUUGGCUCCAUUGUCUUGUCCGAUGCGGAACAAGAGCGAUUGGAGCAACCCACGCACGGAAACCGGGUGGAAUACGGCGACGGUACCGAUUCUCGAUACGGCCAAAAACCCGGACGGGAACUCAAUAGUAUCGAACCCGUUGACGGCGGUCUUCAACCGGCCGGGCUUUCUAGUGGUUCCGCCAUGAGCAUUGGGACUCAAACUAUUUUGGAGGAAAUGGCCGGAGUCCUGGACGGUGAACUGCAGCCGGCAGGUCUUUCCUUUGGGACGAUGAUGAGUAUUGGAACGGCGCCAAGACUAGAAACGAUGGGGAUGUCAUUUGGGUCCGUCAAUGGUUACGCUAGGGGAAUACCCGCUACCGUUGAUGGGGGGCUGGAAGCUAUUGGAAUGAGUUUCGGCUCGCUUUCACUCGGACCAACCGAACGAAAACAAUUAGAAGACGUCCUGAGGGACGAUUCCGGACCAGCGUUUCCGGCACCAGCCCAGGUCACCGGUAACAUUAUUCCGCCGUUGCUUCAACAGCGUAAAUCGAAAUCAUCGCUGCUAGACUGUAGCGAUACAGAGUCUGAAGAUGAAGAAGAUUCCGCCAAGAUCUCCGCGCAAAAAAGUGCGGAUUGGGCGCGGAUGAAGGCUACCUUUGAGGUACACCAAUCGCAUUACUCUGGCAACACAUCCCGCGUUCCAGUUUCUACGUUUCCAUUAUCUCCACAAGAUCCCACACCGUCGACGCUCCGCUUCCCAACCACAAACCUGGCCCGAGAUUUCUCGCAAAUGUCGGCCAUGAGCGAUGGCGGGGAAUUUUCUAGCGCUGGGUUGACUGCGACGGCAAACACUCAAAGGUUCAAUCCUGCUGGGGACUACCCUGAUAUGCCGCCGCCGCUUCCUCCUCCCCCUCCUCCUUCCAAGGGGCAAAAUUCCGAUAGUGACGAUUGGCAGCAAUACGAGAGGACUCUCUUGAACCGAGGUGCAUCUUUGGCAGCCGAAGAGUUCAACGUCCCGUAUCAACCUGAAUAGAAAGAGUUUCCAGCCACC
Phaeodactylum tricornutum CCAP 1055/1 is the source of this 1812-nucleotide messenger RNA. RefSeq lists its product with no specific name. The coding region runs from base 46 to 1794 and encodes 582 amino acids. The transcript has a single exon. The record is from RefSeq and is a predicted model, not a curated record. NCBI's taxonomy places the organism in Eukaryota, Bacillariophyta, Bacillariophyceae, Surirellales, Neidiaceae.